Messenger RNA from Bipolaris sorokiniana ND90Pr, 1662 nucleotides. RefSeq lists its product as uncharacterized. Gene Ontology annotation, biological process: transmembrane transport. The coding region runs from base 1 to 1662 and encodes 553 amino acids. Gene Ontology annotation, molecular function: transmembrane transporter activity. NCBI's taxonomy places the organism in Eukaryota, Fungi, Ascomycota, Dothideomycetes, Pleosporales, Pleosporaceae. The record is from RefSeq and is a predicted model, not a curated record. The transcript is spliced from 9 exons.
AUGGACACUAAGCCUACUCCCGAAGUUGAACCACACCCGCCAGACGAGGAAACUGGGCCGAGGUUCAACGAGCAAACUAACUAUGUGCCGGUCAAGACUAUCAUUACUAUAUUCCUGGCCUGCGCAAGUAUUGACUUGCUAGCAUUGUUAGACCAGACUACUCUUGGAGCAAGUUUAACCAUUGUCAGCAAAGCUCUUGAUGCUGACAGUGAGCGCGCAUGGAUUGCAGGCGCCUACUUUCUCACAUCGACCUCAUUUCAGUUACUGUAUGGCCGGCUUUCCGAUAUAUGGUCUCGCAAAGUCAUCUUGAUCUUUGGCAUCGCAAUAUUCUUCUUCGGUUCAUUAGCUGCGUCAUUAGCACAAUCAGCCGUUCAGCUCAUCAUCUUCCGCGCGUUCACGGGAGCUGGAGGUGGCGGUCUUAUGACAGUCGCCCAACUAAUAGUUUCUGACAUAGUGCCGCUUCGCGAAAGAGGCAAGUAUCAAGGCAUACUGGGGUCUGUUGUAGCACUAGCCAAUGGAAUCGGACCAAUCAUUGGAGGUGCACUCGCAUCGCAAAGCCCAGACUCUUGGCGAUGGAUCUUCAGGCUAAACCUUUUCACAAGUCUCUUGGCUACUAGCGCUGUGAUCUUCUUUAUGCCAUUACGCAAAGUUCACGGUGCAUGGAAAGAGAAAGUAGCAGCUAUCGACUUUUUUGGAGCUUUCCUAGCCCUGGCUGGCUCUACACUACUCGUGUUAGCAUUGACAUGGGCUGGUGGUGAGCACCCAUGGGAAUCUGCUCACGUUGUUGCCACUCUUGUUGUCGGAGUAGCAGUCUCCGCAGGUUUCAUCUUGUGGCAAUGGAAAGGCACUAGUGUGCCAUUAGUUUCGAUGGAAAUCUUCACCUCCAAGGUCGUCAACGGGGCUAUGUUGACAAUGUUUGUUAAUGGUUGGAAUUUUCUUGUCCAGAUCUUCUACAUCCCAUCGUUCUACCAACUAGUAUAUGGUUAUUCAGCUGUGAAGUCUGGAGCACUGUUGCUACCUAUCACACUCACACAAACGCUUUUUAGCACACUCUCAGGUCUUGUGGUGCAUUGGACUGGACGUUACCGAGAAUGUCUUCUCAUAGGAUGGGCAGUAUGGGCAAUUGCGUUGGGCUUACUAUCAACGCUUGAUAGUCCUUCGCUUGGAAAGCAGAUAGGAUAUUCCCUUCUUGCUGGUUUCGGACUUGGAAACACACUGCAGCCAAGCCUGAUUGCCGUACAAGCAGGAGCCGAACGCAAGCACAUGGCAGUCGUUACAUCAACACGUAAUUUCAUACGUAAUCUCGGCGGCACCCUAGGAUUGGCCAUUUCAGGAACUAUCAUCAACAAUGCUGUUCGGCAUUCACUGGCGCCAUACGGCCUCUCCAGAAAAGAACUGAACCUACUUCUUAACUCGCCAGACCUAUUUCGCGAGUUAGUAGGAACACAGCGUAUGGAUCAGAUUCGCGCCUCGCUCACCUUAGCAUACAAGGAAGGCUUUCGGAUCAUCUUUAUCGUGGGUGCGGCUCUCAAUGCAAUUGCCUUCGUCGCUGCUUGGUUCUUGAUGCCUCAGAUAGAACUUGCACGAGAGGACGAUGCUCAGCUAAAGGAAGAAGGCAAGAAGAGACAUGAAGAGAGGCUUAAGAAGGCCUCUAAAGCCUAG